CGGUAAAAAUUAAUUAGUCAAUAACACUCCCACGUUUAACUUAAUUAAGACUUAAGCUUAAAUCUUGAGAAGCGUAAAGUUUGGAUUAGCCAACAACCGCUGCUAUCGUUAGCAUUAGUUAGCAUCGUGACCCGCUAAUCGAAGGUCUGGGAAAUCCAGCUAACUAAAGAAUAAUGUCAUUAAAAGAAUGGCCACCCGCUGUCGUCCACUUUGAACCGGCGUACUUUUGUUCAUUUUAAAGUGGCCAAAUAUCGAAACAAACGUCGGUGUAAGCUCCUCUUUCUGUGGAUCAUGCUGAUCUGGAGACAUGUUCCCUAUGUAUUUUUGAAACUGAUCAACAGAAAUGAGUAAAGAACAUGCAAAGAUUGAAAUGGACCUGGCUUUUGGUUCAGGAAAGUCUUACGGUUCUUCCAGAAGCUUGGUAAGGAGAAUCGCGUCCAGUCUUCCCAUUAAGCCAUGCCCCCGGGUUCAUUUUCAGCUUUACCCAUACACUGAGGAGGCUGGAGUUCUCAUCAGAGCCAAGAGGCAGACCAACCUGGUCCCCUCCCUCGCUGACGUCGCCCGGAUCGAAGGGGAUGAAGAGGAUGAUGAAGGCUACUUUGGCAGAUCCAGGCCAGGAAUCCCACCGGGCUUCAUGUUUCGGGCACAGCAGCCUCGUCCUCAGAGGAAACCGGUCGCCCGCCGGCGCUCCCUGCCCCCUCUGCAGGAGGACUCGCCUGACCCGCGUGGACCAACUGCUGCAAACGACGAGGCGAUCCAGAAGAUCAGCGCGCUGGAGAUUGAACUUGCCAAACUCAGAGCGCAGAUAGCUCAGAUUGUCUUGGCUCAGGAAAAGACGGCGCAGUCGGCUGUUGUUGCUGGGGCUCCUCCACCUUUUGGCAGCGUCCCUCCUCCUCCGCCACCACCACCGCCUCCUCCUCCUGCACCAGCACUACUGCGAACAUUUUCAGCCAUCGAGCUGAUAAAAGAGAGAAGGGGAAAGAAGAAAGAUGAGCAUGCCGCUGUGGAUUCAAAGCCAGCAGAUAUCCCCAGCAUGCUGGAUAUCCUGAAGGACAUAGACAAAGUUAAGCUGCGGUCGGUCAAAAGUCGCUUAGACAAAGUUGAAGACAAAACGAAGUCCAACGAGCCGGCCGACCCUGCGGGUCUCAUCGCCGAAGCUCUGAAACGCAAGUUCGCCCAUCGGUUUCGAAAAAACAGCGGACAAGAAGGAAGCGACAGAGAAGAUGUGAACAUCGCCGACCCAGAAGCCAAACCUCAAAGUGAAACCCCUCUGUUUGGGCAGCACAUGCUGAAACCAACUGGAAGGAAAAAGCUGCUUUGACCAGAGGAGCCUGAACUGCUCAUCCAGAGAAUCUGUAGCUUCUCUCUGCUGACCUGGCUGGACCAAUUUUUCCAUCAUCUCAGUCCAAGGUUAUGGAUUUUUCUUUUGUUGUUGCACUUUUAUAACUUAUAUCAGCUUUGUAUUUUAAACCAUGGUUUUCCUGUGAACACAAACACUAGACAACUAUUAUUAUUAUUAACCUUAUUUUGUAAUUAUUUGUUUUAACUUGUUGCACAUGGAAGAGGAGUGAAGCUGGACAAGCUCAUUUAACAUGGAGGGGGGGGAAAAAAGCACUUUCAGACAUUUGGUGCAGUAUUGUUGAAGAACAUGUGUAAAUUGUAGUUUAAUUUGAUUGGGAGGAGGUUAUUUAUAUCGCGAUCCCGGUAGAUGCUGUAGUUUGUUUUUAACAGUGAAUGAUGCGACAGAUUCGUCCGUUAUUUGUUUCAAGGUACUCGACCAAAUGUGGAUUGACAUUUGAAAGAAUUUUAUCUUCUGUCAGGUUCACUAGUUCCAGUAAAAUGUGUUUUAGUUUAUAGCAUUUGUUUUAUCUCCUAAAAGCCAAAGACAUUCCACUGAUCUCCUGCAGGAUUCUGCAUUUUGUUCCUGUUUUAUUAAACUGUGAGGAAAGUUAAUGUCUCUUUAAAAUUGCUGCUGUAGUUGCAUGAGCAGUGUUCAGUAAUGGUUAUGCUUUCAAGAAAACAAUCUUAUGUUAUGAUUACUGUGGUUUAAACUGAUGUUUUGAGCUAUUGUAAGUCUCUUUAUCAUUUCACUUCAUAGCUGCUUAUUUAUAAGGGAAGGCAGACAAGUUGUCAGUAAUGUUUUUGUUGGUUUUGCAGAAGAGUUCUCCAAGAAACUGUAAAUCAUUUUAAUAAAAGUUGGUCUCUUGACUUUUUGGUGUUGAGUCAACAAUCCUUGAAAAUGUUUGACCAAGAAAUGAUUUCCAUUGAACAGUU
This is a messenger RNA of Xiphophorus hellerii (green swordtail), 2274 nucleotides long. RefSeq names its product mitochondrial fission regulator 1 (gene mtfr1). The record is from RefSeq and is a predicted model, not a curated record. The coding region runs from base 344 to 1321 and encodes 325 amino acids. The transcript has 8 exons. Gene Ontology annotation, biological process: mitochondrial fission; aerobic respiration. Gene Ontology annotation, cellular component: mitochondrion. NCBI's taxonomy places the organism in Eukaryota, Metazoa, Chordata, Actinopteri, Cyprinodontiformes, Poeciliidae.